Molecule: messenger RNA, 5370 nt
Organism: Kwoniella botswanensis
Lineage: Eukaryota; Fungi; Basidiomycota; Tremellomycetes; Tremellales; Cryptococcaceae
Exons: 13
Coding region: 1-5370 (1789 amino acids)
Biological process (GO): mitotic actomyosin contractile ring contraction
Cellular component (GO): mitotic actomyosin contractile ring; cytoplasm; myosin II complex
Molecular function (GO): actin filament binding; microfilament motor activity; ATP binding
Source: RefSeq, a predicted model, not a curated record
AUGGAUCGACUCGUCUCCCUUACUCGUCGUACUACCCCUCGCCCACCAAUCUAUCCUUACGAUGCUCCCCCUUCCUCCUCACAUAGGAGAAUGUGGGUACCAGACCCAAUAGAAGGAUUCUCACCAUGCUGGAUCCGCUCUCAAUCAGGCGAUGAUAAGUCACCCGACGCUACCGCCGAAGUUCAGAUUUCAACGAGCAACGAGCUACGUACGGUACCGCUCUAUCAGCUCAGUCCGAUGAACCCUCCUCAAUUCGAUGGUGUAGAGGAUAUAGCGGAUCUGACGCAUUUGAACGAAGCUAGUGUGAUUAAUAAUUUGAGGAUGAGGUAUCAGAGUAAUAAUAUCUAUACUUAUUCUGGACUCUUCUUGAUAUCCCUCAAUCCCUAUCAACCGCUCCCUAUCUACACCCCCAAACAUAUCGCUCAGUAUCGGACGAGACGGAGAGAAGAGAACGCGCCUCAUAUAUAUGCAGUAGCCGAAAGAGCUUGGCAGCAGAUCGGCGAAGAGAGGGAAAGUCAGAGUAUCCUGAUUACUGGUGAAUCAGGUGCAGGUAAAACAGAAAAUACCAAAAAAGUCAUCCAGUACCUCGCAGCUAUAGCAGCUUCUCAAAUCCCCUCUGAUCCGACUUCAUCCUCAUCCUCUUCCUUGACACGCAGCAAGUCAAUUUCCAAAGCACCUUCGACUGGCUUACCUCGAUCAUCGUCAUUCAAAGGUAAAGAUGCAUCUGAGAUUGAUCUAUCUUCAUUGGCAAUAAGCGAACCUUCCUUGGGUUUAUUGGAACAACAGAUCCUCCAGGCGAAUCCAAUAUUGGAAGCGUUUGGUAAUGCCCAGACCAUGAGGAAUAACAACUCAAGUAGAUUUGGUAAAUUCAUUAGGAUAUUCUUUUCACCCUCUGGUGCUAUCGCGGGAGCGAAUAUAGAUUGGUACCUUCUGGAGAAGAGUAGAGUUACAGCUAGAGCGGAGGGAGAACGGAGUUUCCAUGUUUUCUAUCAAUUGCUGAAAGGUGCAAAAGAAGCGAAAUUGGCUGAUCGAUUGCUGCUUGACGGAGGCCCUGAGAAAUUUGAGUUCCUGAAGAAGACCAGAUUACAAAUUGACGGGGUGAAUGACCAUACGGAAUGGCGAUUGUUAAAGGAAGCAUUAGCUGUCGUUGGCUUUACCGAAACCGAGCAAUUCGAAUUAUUCCGUAUACCAGCUGUCAUCCUACAUAUCGGGAACCUACUGUUGACUGGCUCAGCAACCGAUCAAGCGUUCUUACCACCUGCAAUGCAACCGGUUGCAGAUCGAAUAUGUCACCUUUUAGGUAUAUCCGUUAAAGAGUUUACGAAAUCCGUCCUACAGCCUAAAGUGAGAGCUGGUAGAGAAUGGGUCACAAAUGCACGAACGAAGAAGCAGGCCGAAGAUGAGUUAGCGGCAUUGUGUAAAUUCAUGUACGAGAAGACCUUUGGCUGGAUGGUAGAGAGAAUUAACACGGCUCUGGAUAGGCCAAGUGCCAAAUCGUUAUCAAUCGGUGUGUUGGAUAUUGCUGGUUUCGAAAUUUUCGUCGAGAACAGUUAUGAACAGCUUUUGAUCAACUUUACCAAUGAGAAGCUGCAACAGUUCUUCAACUUCCACAUGUUCACCUUGGAGCAAGAAGAGUACGCUCGAGAAGGUAUCGAAUGGGACUAUGUCAACUUUGGAUUAGACCUUCAGCCGACGAUCGAACUGAUCGAAUCCACCCAACCCAUUGGUAUGCUAUCCCUUCUUGACGAAGAAUGUAUCAUGCCCCGAGCCACCGAUCUCACGUUUACCGAAAAGGUACAGCAGCUAUGGGAAACUCCCAAAGGAGCCACUCCCAAACACCCUGGAUCGUCGAAAUUCAAAGCUACCAGAUUCGGAGCAGGUUUCGUCAUCAAGCAUUACGCUGGUGAUGUGGAAUACCGAACUCAAGGAUGGCUGGAGAAGAACAAAGAUCCCAUAAACGAAGCUGUUGCGAGAUUAUUGGCGACCUCGGAAAUCCCUUCGAUCGCUACGCUGUUCUCUGAGUAUGCGGAAGAUGCUGCCACUGUAGGAGUAGUCAAGAAAGUCAAACGAGGUGCUUUCCGAACUGUUGGUCAAAGACACAAGGAACAGCUCGGUCAGCUCAUGCAACAGCUUUCCAGCACUCAGCCGCACUUCGUCAGAUGUAUCGUACCAAACUCGGAUAAACAGCCUGGAAAAGUCAACGUAAACCUCGUUUUAGAUCAACUCAGAUGUAAUGGUGUACUGGAAGGUAUCCGUAUUGCAAGAUUGGGUUAUCCCAACCGACAUUCAUUCGCAGAGUUCAGACAACGAUACGAAGUGCUUACUCCUGGCGUCAUACCUAAAGGAUAUAUGGAUGGUCGAAAAGCCGCUGAACGUAUAGCCGAAGCUUUAGACUUGGAUAAGCAAUUCUAUAAGAUUGGUGCAACCAAGAUUUUCUUUAAAGCUGGUAUUUUAGCUGAACUGGAAGAAAGAAGGGAUAAUCUCCUUACGGACCUAUUCAGGCGAUUCCAAUCAGCUGCUAGGAUGCAUGUAGCCCGACGAAGGAUCCUCAAAUUGAUCAAUCGAGCUCAAGCUGUUCGUACGAUACAACGAAAUGCCAGAGUGUACCUACAACUGAAAGAUUGGCCGUGGUGGGGAUUAUACGUCAAAGUACGACCAUUGCUAGCGGCCACUCGGACGGAUGACGAGCUGGUUCGUAAACAGGCUGAAUUAGCUAUGGCUAAAGAGAGAGCGGAGCGCGAUGAAAUGGAAAAGAAGAAAUUGGAAGAACUAAAAUCUUCACUGGUAGCUGAAAAGACCAAAGUUGAAGGUGAUCUUUCAUCCGAGAGGGAGUUGGGUAGAGAGAAAGAUAGGAUGUUGGAAAGGUCCAAAGCUAGAGAAGCAGAGUUGGAAGAGAAGAUUAAAGAGUUGGAAGGUGAUAUAGACCUUCUAGAUUCGGAAAGGGAAAAGGCAUCUACCCAAGCGGAUUUGACUAAAGAGAAAUUAUCCAAAGUCCAAGCUGAUUUCGAAGCGUUAGUGGAACAAGCUGCUAUGUUAGAGAAACAAGGUUCGAUAUGGCAAAAGCGUGAAGCGGAAUUAUUGAAGGACUCCAAAGAACGAUCAAAUGUCUAUUCGAAAUUGGAAAAAGACAAAGUGGAAUUGCAGAAUAAGGUUGAAGAUCUGAAGAGGGAAGUUACACAAAAAGAAGAAGCGCUGAAAAGAGCGAAAGAUCGAGCGGAAGCGAAUUUGAUGGAGAUGGAAAAGCGAUUACGGCUGGAGAAGGGCAAAGCUGAAUCCGGUAAUAGUCAAGCAACAGCUCUGAGCGAAGAUCUGCGAAGAGCCAAAAGUCAAAUGGACGAACUUCAAUCCACCAUUCAACGACAUACCACUUCCGUCGAGGCUAAACAACGUGAAUUGUCAGAACUGAAAACCAAACAGAGGGAAUCUGACAAAGCGCGAGAAACUUCGGAGCAAGCAUUGGCAGCUCUUAAUGUGAAGGUGGAAAGCAUGAAAUCUCAAAUUGCCGCUAAAGAUAAAGAGAAACAAGCUGAAGUAUCCGCUCGGCAGAAACUCGAAAAAGAAUUAGAUGAUUUGCGAAAAGUCAUGGCUGCUAGAUCGUCGGAAGAUUCCAAGAGACAAGAAGCUGAUAAAUCGAGAGAACAAGAGAUGUCAAGGUUACGAGAUCAGGUUUCCCAACUCCAGAAAUCGCUGGAUGAUCAACGUGAAGCUGCUCAACAGCUUGCCAAUAAGCUUAGAGUCGAUGUAGAAGGGUUGAAGAAUAGUCAUACCAAUGCUCAAAGGGAUCUGAAGCUUGCUCAGAAUGCUUUGAAAGAGAAAGAAGAGAAAUUAGCUGCUAUGCAAGUCAAGAUCAACGAGGUGGAAGAGCAUAGGAGAAAGGAUGAGAAGGAAUUGGAGAUGGUGAGAGAACAGUUGAGUGGAACAGAGAGUAGACUUCAGAGUAUCGCUCAGGCCAGGGAUGACAUCGAAAAACACCUUCACGCCCUACAAGACGAAUAUAACGGGUUGGAAGAUGCUGUGCUCGAGAUUGAAGGUGAAAAAGCAAACUGGGCCAAAUCGUUGGACAACAUCACCCGACAAUUACACGAGGAAUCUUCCAAACGACAUCAUUUCGAACAAGAAAUUCACAACAACCAAGUCGAAUUGGCUGAACAUCGAAAUACCGCUUUACAAGCUGAACGAGCUCUAGCAAAGGCAGCAGCAGAUAUCAAAGCUCGUGAUAAAGAGAUUGAUUUCUUACGUGGUCGAGAGAACAAGACUGUGGUCGAACAUUAUCACGUACUUGAAAAAGCUAAGAAAUUCACUGAUCAACAAUUGGCUGAACAGAUCAAGGAGAAUGAUCGACUGAAUACCCUAUUGAAGAGUCUUGAAACCCAUCGGAAUAGGUUGAAUGCCGAUCUGGAAGAUCUAGCUAGACAAUAUGAUAAGCUCAAAGCAUCGAAAUCUAAAGAAGCUAGAUCGGCCAGAGCAUCUCUAUCACCCGAAGAUAAAGAUUUGACUCAAUUGCUGGAAGAAGAAAAGAAAGCUAGAAGAGUUUUGGAAUCUCGGAUCAAUUCUUUAGAAAAAGAUUUACAGGAUCAGAGGAAACAAGCUUCCACUGCUUCUCUAUCUGCUUCGUCUGCCAGAGGGUUGGAGGCAAAAUAUCGUCAGUCACAAGAUGAUUUAUCGAGAUUGGAGAUCGAACAUCAAAAUACCCUGGAACAGAAUCAGAGAUUACAGAAUCAGAUAAACGAAUUACAGAAAGCUGUAUCUGCCGCUUCUUCUAGACCACUCCCUACACCUACACCAUCUACACCGUCGAACUCGAAUUUGCGAAGAGAAGACUUGUUAAGGGGAUUACAGCAGUCCCAUGAUGCGCUACGAGGUGAUAUGUCCGAUCAGUUAAGGAGACUGAACGAAGCUUCCGCUACGCCUUUGACUCCCUCGAAGAGAACAUCAGUCAUCAAUUCCAAUGGAACUCCUACACAUGGUCAUAGUCAGUCGCAUUCGACAGCCGGGCAAGAUUUGAUAUCUGGUAAAAAGAUCAAAGCUUUAGAGAUGGAGGUGGACGCGCUGAAACGGCAAUUGGAGGAUGAACAGGAUGAGAAGGAUUUCUUGAUUGAACAGAUGGAUAAGAUGCAGAGUGAGAGUGGGAUCACUCCUGGGAAGGAUGGUAAACUUUUCCCUUACGAACAAGCUGUAUAUUCCCAUUUCAGAUUGAAAGCAAAGAGUCUGAGGUCACAACUUGAUCACUGGCUAGCAAUGGAAGAUCUCAACAACUCAACACCAGGAUCAAACCUCACGCCGAGUGUAUCAGCGAGUGCUCCACGUACGGAGGAUGUGGUUCAGCUCAAGCAUCUCUUACAGCAGUUUGAUCCUGAAACUUCCCUCUAA